Molecule: messenger RNA, 1949 nt
Organism: Actinia tenebrosa (Australian red waratah sea anemone)
Lineage: Eukaryota; Metazoa; Cnidaria; Anthozoa; Actiniaria; Actiniidae
Product: ovochymase-1
Biological process (GO): proteolysis; complement activation
Cellular component (GO): extracellular region
Molecular function (GO): serine-type endopeptidase activity
Source: RefSeq, a predicted model, not a curated record
UCUUGAUGCAUCUAAUUUUAACGUAUUUCACACAUCGUCCCUAAAGCAUCAAGAUCUUUACGCAAAAGUCGAUCACUCAGUAAAAAGGACUGGUUUUUUACAGCUGUACCCAUGGCGGUUGUCCGGCUUUUAGUUGCUGUUACUAUCGUUGGACUGGUCCAAUCGAUACCUCUAGAAAGCUUCUUUAAGGAAGACGAUGACAGCUUAUUAGUUAGRAAUAUUCGAGCUCCAAAGAGACUCAAGUCUAACUGUGGGAGUAAUCUACAAGGAAAGACUGGAGAAGUCACCUCACCAGGUUUCCCGUCCCCCUACCCCACGGGAUCUACGUGUGUCUGGACGAUAAGAGUCGAUUCCAAGAGCGCGAUUGMAUUGAAUAUCAAAGAGAUGGACAUCGAACGAAGCAAGAAGUGUCGAUACGAUAGUCUAACGAUGUAUGAUGGCGCUAAUUCCAAGGGACCUGAGCUAGUUCACCUGUGUGGAUCCAAGAAACCCAAGACUUCCAUCCGUUCAUCGGGCAACAGUCUUUACAUCGUAUUCACAUCUGAUGAUGCUGAUACUGGUAAAGGCUUUCGAGCAACUUGGAAGGCUGUAUCUAGGAAUAUAAAAUGUGGUGGUAAAUUCACCAACUUGACGGGAGAUAUCUCUAGUCCUCACUUCCCUAACAACUACCCUGCAAAUGUAGACUGUGAAUGGAUUAUUACAGUACCAAUAACCCACUCUUUGACGCUUUCAUUCGAAAUCUUCAACGUUGAGCAGAGCGCCAAAUGUUCGUACGAUAACGUGGAGAUUUGGGAAGGAACAAAAAAGAACUCUCCCUCGCUUGGUCGUUUCUGUGGCACCAACUCACCAGGAGUGAUCAACGCACAAGGCACAACAUUAAGAAUCAAACUCCAUUCAGAUGAAUCUGACACAGCACAAGGAUUCAGAGCGGUGUGGACCUCGAGGAGCCUUUCUGGAAAACAAACAGGUGGGCGUCUGUGUGGUACUAGUGCCGUUGGGACACGUAUUGUGGGAGGCGUGGUUGCCAAGGCAGGGGCGUGGCCAUGGCAGGUUGCGUUUCUAUGGAACAAAGGAUACGAUAAGAAUGUGCAGUUUUGUGGUGGUUCGCUCAUCGAUCCAGAAUGGGUCUUGACUGCAGCUCACUGCUUUGAGAUCACUAAGGAUAAGACCAUGUAUAAACUGAGAUUAGGAGAGCAUUUGUUGAACGAGACAGAAGGAACCGAACAAGAUUUCUUGAUCGACAAAUAUUACAUUCAUCCUAAGUACAAUGAGCACACGACCGAUAACGACCUUGCGCUCAUCAAACUAGAUAAGCCAGCCACUCUCAACAAGAGAGUAAAUACAAUCUGUCUUCCUGAAGCAGAUGACGAGUUUGACACUGGUACCCUGUGUACUAUCAGUGGAUGGGGUGCGUUACAAGAGGGGGGUAUCACCUCCAAGGUCUUGAUGCAAGCCAAAGUACCAAUUGUAUCACGUGAUAUAUGCAAGCACGAGCAGUCGUAUGGAGAGAAGAUCACCCCUAACAUGUUAUGCGGUGGAUUACGACAGGGUGGGGUUGAUUCGUGUCAGGGCGAUUCCGGGGGGCCAUUUGUUUGUAGAAAUCCAGAAAAUCCCAAACAGUGGAGCCUUGUUGGGGUGACCAGUUGGGGCAAGGGAUGCGCCAGGGCUUUGAAAUAUGGUGUUUAUGCAAAUGUCAGGAAGYAUCUUCCUUGGAUCAAUCUACUGACUGGAAACAUGCCAACAUCCUCCCCCGGAUCGACUGUUAACACAUCUGAUUCUGUGUUGACGUUACCACCUCUUCCAGGGGGAGGCGGGGAUACCAUACCAACUCUACCCCCGUUACCUGGUUUACCUUAGACCUACAUGCUCCCCCCGUACUGACUGUACCUUGUUCGUCAUGUUACAAUUCACUAACACCAAUAAAAUUAUGCAAUGUGUGAGUGCAAUGA